Molecule: messenger RNA, 1780 nt
Organism: Ilyonectria robusta
Lineage: Eukaryota; Fungi; Ascomycota; Sordariomycetes; Hypocreales; Nectriaceae
Exons: 2
Coding region: 218-1726 (502 amino acids)
Source: RefSeq, a predicted model, not a curated record
CCGGCUGGGCUGAGGGAGCCCUACCGACUGUUGUGGACGGAGGCGCAUCAAAGGGAGGGCUCAUGAUGUAUAAAAGAAGUCCUUGGACCCCUCAAACCCACAUCUCCUUUCUUCAUCACUCACAGCAACAACAGCCUCGACUUCACUCGCUUACCUCUCCGAGAGCUCCCUCAGUCUUUUACUCCUAGUCACUCGUUCAACUAGUACCACCUUCAAGAUGCUUUUCUCUUCCAUCGCCGCUGUGGCCAUGGCCAACCUGGCCGCUGCCCAGAUGCUGAACAACACCCCCAUCGCCACUCCCAUCCCGUCUUCCUCCAGCACCUUGCUCCCUACCGAUGGCACUGGCUCUACCGACUUUAGUACUGAUACUUCAGGCCCUACCGGCACUGGUACUUCAGGCCCUUCCGGUACUGGCACUGAUAGCACGCCUUCUGCCAGCGGCACCAACGCCCCUGGCAACAGCCCCGCCACCGGCCUGGAUGGCUUCGUCUACUUCGGCUGCAUCUUCUCCACGGAUGGCUUCCCCGGCUUCGAGCUGGUCUCAACCUCCCCGAGCAACACCGCCGAGUUCUGCGCUGCCCAGUGUGAUACCCGCUUCUUUGGUGUCUACGAUGAGAACUGUUACUGUGGCUCAGCCCUUGAUCCUGAUACCACUACCAAGGUCCCUGACGACCAGUGCGAUAUCAGUUGCCCUGGCGAUGAAACCGAGUCCUGCGGUGGUGAUCGCAGCAUUGCUCGCAUGCUCCGUCGCCAGAGCGUUGCUGCUUCGGUCCUCCUCUCGGUCUAUAUCAGCACUGAUUCUAGUGACAACACUGACACCGUCACUGUUGGCAACACCGCAACUGCUGUGAACACCGCUACUGUUGAUAACACUGCUCUUGUCACCACAACUGCCAACGGUGAGCUCACCACUGAGGUCGUCACUGCUACGCUCACUCAGAGCGAUGGCGAGGUCGUCACCACUGUCCUGACCAACACUCUCGUCACCGUCCCCACUGGAGUCACUAUCAUCUGCUAUGGUGACUACUGCGCCCCUGAGUUCCACUGCCCCGUGUGCACCCGCUACCAGGUUGUCUGCCGCGAUGGAAGCUGCUGCCCUGAGGAGUGCUCCGGCGAUGACUGGAACCAGCUGGUUAUCUGCGAGGGUGACAACUGCCACUACAGCUCCGGUAACUGUGACCGCAAGAUCACCUGCCAGGGCGAUAGCUGCACUGUUGAGAAGGUCACUGUGGGCAAGAACCUCGUCUGCACCAACGGUGACUGCUGCCACGAGACUUGCACCGACAAGUGCUGGCAGAAGGAGACCUGCGAUGGCGAGCACUGCACUGUCGAACCCCCUUGCACCGGUCCCGGCUGCCCUACUCCCCAGCCCAACGUCCUUACUCCCGGCAAGGUUGUCUACGUUCCUAACGUUCCCAACUCUCCCGCUGCCCCCGGCUCUCCUGGCUCUCCCGGCGCUCCUGGCUCUCCCGGUUCUCCUGGCUCUCCCGCUGCUCCUGGAGCCCCCGGUGCCCCCGGUGCCCCUGGAGCUCCUGGAGCCCCCGGCGCUGGUCACACUGCUCCUGGCGCUCCCGGCGGCGGUGCUACUGCUCCCGCCGUUCCCAGCGGCUCUGGCGUUCCUGGUACUUCCCCCAGCGACACCCCCUACGUUGUCGUCUCUAGCUCUGGCAAGAAGGCCGCUUCCGGUCUCGCUGCUCUCAUUGCUGGUGCCGUCUUCAUGAUGUAAAUCCUUACUCGAGAAGACACAUCUUUAGCAGGAGCAACAGCGUGGAUGGAUUCG